GAGUUUUGAUUUUAUAUUGUGAGGGGCGCCAACACUAACCCUAGAAAUUUCAGCGAUGUAAUAAAAACUGUCAGAUCCGUAGAAUCCACUUCACACUCUGCUGCAGAUUCUUCGCAUUUUAUCUCAAUCAUCCCUUCUUCUAUCCAUCUGUCUCUCUUCAUCUCAUCUAUCCAAGUAGUAAAAAUUUCAGAUAAGGGUCUGGCCUUCUAUUAUUAUGUCAUCUGUUCUAGAUUCUUUUGCAUUAUUGAAUUUGAAAAUGUAUUCUGAGGUUAUUCAGAAAAGGGGAGUCCUUGAAAGAGUUACAGGAUUUGGCUUGGGUAUUCUAGUGUACACUGCAAUAAAAACAUUAAAUUAGCUUCUUUAAACCUUUUCACUGAAUGGGGAUUUGGAGUUGGGUUUUUGAAGUGUGAUAGAAAAUGUCAAAUGCCCGUGUUGGUCCAAGUGGGCUCCACCUGAAGAAGGAGCUUACUGCUCUUAGAAAAGCAAGGUUCUUACGUGACCCAGAAACUAGUUCGUCUUGGAGGUCUCCUUUGAGUCAUGGCUCGCUAGCUGCUAGAUAUGCUUGGAACUAUGGUAAUGGUGCCGGAGGAAGCUCUAAUGAUGCAAAAACCCCCGUUGGCUUGUCAGAACUUGACUCUAGUUUGCCUCCAAGAAGCGCAAACAACCGGAAAAAGGUGUUCCUCUACAAUUGGAGGCAUCAAUCUGGCAUGUCCAGUGACAGUGGGGUGAAAUUGGAUAGGGACAACAGGACCGGAUCUGCUCCAGGAAGUCCUGAUGACAGCUUGAGCGAUGCUCAAAAGGGAGAUUCUAGGAGCGACACAUAUCUUGAGGACCCCAUAGUGGUCUUUAGAGCGAGAGAGGGAAGCACCGCGUCACAAACAAGAAGAGUGGCUAGGAAAUUGAAGAAAAAUACCAUCUCGAAACAACGCUUUAUCAGAAACUCCAUAAUUUCAAAGCACUUGGAUCUUCCAUCCAGCUCUUUAGGAGUUCUUUCUGUUGGGCAGUCUGAUGAUACAGAGUACUGCAACUCCGAGGAUUUACAGCUUUCAGUGCAAAAGUUUGGUCAGAAAACGGGAUACACUUCAUGCUCGGCGUCACCAUUAUUGUCUGGAUAUGAGAAUUGGUCCUACUCAUCCAAAGUAUUAAAGAAAACCAGAAGGGCAGACUCAUCUUAUUCCUAUACCCCUGCAUCAACUAGUUCUUUCAAUAGAUAUGGAGACCAAUACCCCAGCACUGUUGGGUCUUGGGAUGGUACUACAGCUUCUUUCGAUGAGGAUGAAUUGGAUCAUUUAGAUUUACCUAGAAGCCAAGGAUGUGGAAUUUCUUGCUAUUGGUCGAAAAGAACAAAGCACAGGGGCUGUGGAGGUUGUUAUUCUCCUUCACUUUCUGAUACCCUAAGGAGAAAAGGAAGUAGCAUUUUCUGUGGAAGCCAGUCACUAUAUCCUAAACAAAGACCAUUGCCUUCACACAAGCAGAAACGUUUUUCAAAAACUUCCAACAGUCUUCCCUUGUUGACUAACAGUCACGGUGGUGGAGGCUCAUCUAUAGAUACAGCAAGUGAUGAGCUGUCAACUAACUUUGGGGAGCUUGACUUGGAAGCUUCGAGUCGGUUGGAUGGAAGGAGGUGGUCAAGCUGCAGAAGCCAAGAAGGACUAGAAUUAGCAUUAACUAUGGGAGUGGAUGAAGCAACAGAUCAUAGAAGCUUGAGCCAGAAAUAUAGGCCUAGGUCUUUUGAUGAAUUGAUUGGUCAGAAUAUUGCUGCCCAAUCACUUAAAAAUGCCAUUGCAAGGGGAAGGAUUGCCCCUGUGUAUCUCUUUCAAGGUCCUCGUGGAACGGGGAAAACAUCAACGGCAAGGAUAUUUGCAGCGGCUUUGAAUUGUCCGUCCACCGAUGAAGCCAAACCAUGCGGGUUAUGUAGGGAAUGCACUGAUUUUGCCUCUGGAAAGAGUACAAAUGUGAGGGAAGUGGAUGCUACCAAUAAGAGCAGGUUAGAUAGAGUAAGGCACCUGUUGAAGAAGUUGUCUGUUGCUCCGCCAUUUUCACAGUACAAAGUCUUCAUUAUCAAUGAAUGCCACAUGUUACCAUCCAAAGCAUGGUCGGCAUUUCUGAAGUUCCUUGAAGAACCACCAUCACGGGUUGUCUUCAUAUUUGUAACUAUUGAUCCAGACAGCUUGCCUCGUACCGUUGUGUCGCGGUGUCAAAGAUACCUAUUCCCCAAGAUCAAAGAUGCUGAUAUAGUGACCAGGCUGAAGAAGCUUUGUGCUGAAGAAAAUUUGGAUAUUGAAGCAGAUGCUCUGGAUCUAAUUGCAUUGAAUUCUGAUGGUUCACUUCGAGAUGCAGAAAUGAUGUUAGACCAAUUGAGUUUGCUGGGCAAAAGAAUCACCACAUCUCUAGUAAAUGAUCUUGUUGGAGUUGUUUCAGAUGAGAAAUUACUUGAUCUUUUGGAGUUAGCCAUGUCAUCAGAAACUGCAGAAACAGUUAAAAGAGCCAGAGAACUGAUGAAUUCUGGUGUUGAUCCGAUUGCCUUGAUGUCUCAAUUAGCAGGCCUCAUCAUGGAUAUUAUUGCUGGAACUUACCGGCUGGUUGAUUCAAGAUGCAGUGCUUCAUCUUUUGGUGGGAGAAGUUUGACUGAAGUAGAGUUGGAGAGAUUAAAGCAAGCUCUAAAGAUUCUUUCAGAAGCUGACAAGCAGCUAAGGGUUUCAAGUGAGCGCUCAACAUGGUUUACUGCAGCUCUGCUACAGCUCGGUUCUGGGUGUUCACCAGCACCUACAUACUCGAGCAGCAAUAGCAAACAAACACAGAAGAAGGUGAAAGCAGGUGAACUGGACACUGGCAUGGAAGUUUUGGCAUAUGGGAAGAAACCUGAUGGUUCACAUGCAUUGUGGAAGUCUCGUUCAGCUUCAAUGCUUAGAACAGUCGAUGGCUAUAGUAGCCCUCUUGUCGAUCCAUCAUCCAGCAGAUCGAUGGUAGAACACUUCAGUUUAAAUUCCUUGCCCCCAAGCAGUCAAUUCGAGGAGGGCAGUGCACUGGCUGCCGCUCGUAAAGAUACUACAGCUGGAAAUAUGGUUUUUGGAUCUGUGAGCCCAAAUAAAUUGGAUGAGAUCUGGAGAAGUUGUAUAGAAAGGUGCCAUUCAAAGACAUUGAGGCAGUUGUUAUGCACCCAUGGAAAGCUAGUGUCGAUUUCAGAAUAUGAAGGUGUUUUCAUUGCAUAUAUAGCAUUUGGGGAUGGAAAUAUCAAAUCCAGAGCUGAGAGAUUCUUGAGCAGCAUCACAAAUUCAUUUGAAAUAGUUCUGAGACAUGAUGUGGAAGUCAGAAUAGGACUUAUGCGAGAUGAGGAAAAUUCUAUAAAAGCAUCAAAACCAGUGGAGAUGCAGCCAGAAUCCAUGGCCCAGAAGCAGAUGGAAAUGGUCGGGGUGAUGGAUAAGGAGAGGAAAGAGGAUUGUAAUCAAUUUAAUGGUCCUGAUGAUCAGGACCCACACAAAGAACCCCUCAAAGUACACAGAAAAAGCUUUAGUGAACCUGAGGGCAUGGUGCGAAGAAUGUUAGAUCCGUGUGAUGGCUCUUUGGUUCCAGAUGAAAGCUUCCGAACGGCAACUGCAGCUAUCUUCUCCACAGAAGGAAAUAAUGAAGUAUGCAGCACAGAGGAGAAAAGUCAGGAAAUUCCAAUGCAAAUGAUACGCUCGGCCAUUGAUGAGCAGAGGCUGGAGAGCGCAUGGCUACAAGCUGCAGAAAAAAGCACACCUGGAUCAGUUAGUCGGUUGAAACCUGAGAGGAAUCAAGUACUGCCACAGGAUGGCAUCUCCCAUCAGGAGGAAAUGGCAUCUGUGAUGGCAUUGGCCGUGUCCUCCAAGCAUUGGGAGGAUGAACUUAACCAUGAUAUUAAGGCCUUGAAAAUUAAUCAAGGCCAAGACCAAGUGGACCAGAGCACCAAACGGGCUGAUCACUAUGCCAUGUCUCCAAGCUUAUUGCAUAGUAACAGCUUUGUGGCCAGUUUCGACAAAGAGAACCUGGGAUAUGAAUCAGGACCCGGCUGCAAUGGACUUCUUUGUUGGAAAACCACCAAACCAUAUAAAGGAAAGGUUAAUCAAGGAACCCCCAUUCGAUCUCAUAAGCCUGGGCGACUUCUAUGGUUUGGGCAACGUGGGAAGUCCAAGACAAUGGAAAACAGAUUCAGAAGAUAAGCAGGUGGAAUUUGGAGAUUUGUAUUAUCAUAUGCACAAGCAUCAUUCAUUCAUAUGAAAUUUUCUGUAUAUUUUGAAAUUGAGCUGUUCAUCAAAAGAUGCAAGAAGGAACUUGCGAGGCUGUCAUCUGCUUCUGUUUUUGAUAAUUUUCAAUGCCAAUUUUCAUGAGAUGAAAUAAAUAAAAAUGGAGGAAAGGUGAGAUCA
Messenger RNA from Magnolia sinica, 4385 nucleotides. Its product is annotated as protein STICHEL-like. The transcript is spliced from 7 exons. Lineage: Eukaryota; Viridiplantae; Streptophyta; Magnoliopsida; Magnoliales; Magnoliaceae. Gene Ontology annotation, biological process: DNA-templated DNA replication; DNA repair. Gene Ontology annotation, molecular function: ATP binding; DNA binding; DNA clamp loader activity. The record is from RefSeq and is a predicted model, not a curated record. Bases 417 to 4181 code for a protein of 1254 amino acids. Gene Ontology annotation, cellular component: nucleus; DNA replication factor C complex; DNA polymerase III complex.